AUGGAAAAGCAAAAUGAACACUUCGCACCACGCUCCUGGUCGAUUUCCCCUGGUCGACUUGUUAGUGGAUCUGUCCACCGCUCCGUCGCUGCUACGGCAUCGGCGAAAAGGCGGGAAAGAUGUCAAACGCUCUCACUGGAUUCUGGCAUUGAUUAUCGAAGAAUCGGGGGUGGCGAUUCCGACUCCUACUUUGUUCAGUCACCUGAGUGCGAUGCUAACAAACAGUGCGAUCGUAUUUUCAAGCAGUUAAUCGCUCAAGAAACAGACACUGUACGCUCAAAAACUUUGAAUAUACUUGGGCGCAACUUAGUGGUGGAAAAAUGCUGUGGUGGUGUUGCUGAUAUCGAUUUUGCAGAUGUAGGUCUCUGCUACUUCUGACC
This is a messenger RNA of Strongylus vulgaris, 380 nucleotides long. NCBI's taxonomy places the organism in Eukaryota, Metazoa, Nematoda, Chromadorea, Rhabditida, Strongylidae. The record is from the annotation of a GenBank genome assembly.